AUGACCAAGCCCAAGCAGCUCAUUAAGGAUGGCUGCGACAUUGUGACUGAUCUGAUGGACGGAAUCGUGCUCUCCCACUCUCAUUUGGUACUGGAACGAAGAGAGAAAGUGCUUCUACAUCGUGACUAUAUUGCAAUUCGUGCACGUCAAGUGACAGUCAUUUCAGGCGGUGGCAGUGGCCAUGAACCCACCCAUGCUGGGUAUAUAGGCGAAGGAAUGCUCACGGGUGUCGUCUGUGGUGACGUGUUUGCUUCACCUUCUACACAACAAGUUCUUACAGCCAUUCGAUUGGUUACAGGACCUCAUGGUUGUCUUGUGGUGGUCAAGAACUAUACAGGAGACCGGCUAAACUUUGGUCUUGCAGUCGAACAAGCCAAAGCUGAAGGUUUCAAGUGUGAGAUGGUAGUUAUAGGAGAAGAUGUGGCAGUAGUGAAUUCCAAUGCUGGACGUCGUGGACUUUGUGGAACCGUGUUUGUACACAAAUUAGCAGGUGCUGCUGCUAAAGCGGGAAAAGACCUCGUCAGUCUCGUUGACAUGGUCAAUAGUUUGACUGAAAAGAACAAAUUGGGCACAAUGGGUGUCGCUAUCAAGCCAUGCACUCUACCAGGACGUGAUGACAAUGUACGAGAGUGGAAAGACAAUGAAAUGGAAAUUGGGUUGGGGAUCCAUGGUGAACCAGGAGUCGCCAAGUGCGAGCAACAGAAUGUGCCGUCGUUGUGCAAGAUACUGGUGGAAAAGAUCACGACGGAUCAGAUGUCGGUAGGACUAGCAUUGCAGGAAGGUAGCAAAUGUGUACUCAUGGUGAACAACUUGGGAUCAACGACAGGGAUGGAGCUAUACGUGGUGGCCAAGUAUGCAAUCGAGGCACUACGAGCAAAGGGCAUUGAGCUUGAACGUGUGAUGGUUGGCUCCUUCAUGACGGCACUAGAUAUGGCGGGAUUCUCGCUGUCGGUGUGGAACUCGAACGGCGAUGCUGAACUGCUCGCAUUCUUUGAUGCACCCACGUCGGCACCGGCAUGGACUCACUCACCUUUCGACCUCUCACAGUCGGCAAUUUCUGGACCGUUUAUAAAAGCGGAAGUCACUGCUCCGAUCCAAACGCAAUUUGUGCGCCCAGUCGAGCUCUCAAAUGACGGGCGUAUACUUGAGAAAUGCAUUUUGGCUGUUUGUGAUACCUUGAUCAAGAACGAGCCGAAACUUACGAGCUGGGAUACCAAGGUGGGCGAUGGCGACUGCGGCACUACGUUCAAGAAUGCGGCCAAAGCAAUACUGACCGACUUAAAGGCUUGCUAUCCACUGAAUGACGCUACGCUAACCUUGCGUGCCCUUGCUACCUCAGUGGAUCGCAGUGCUGGUGGUACUUCUGGAGUGCUUUACGUCAUCUUUUUAACGGCUGGGUCACUUUACCUUGAGACCUGUAAGAAUUAUGACACUACUGCGUGGGUUGGAGCUUUCCGCGCUGGUAUCGCUGCAAUUCAAAAGUACGGUGGGGCAAAAGAGGGCUCGCGCACAAUGGUCGAUGCACUUGUUCCAUCGCUUCGUGCUCUUGACAGUUCCGUUGCAAAAUCUGGCGCAGAGCUUGCCAAUGCAGCUGCUAUAGCAGCCCAAGAAGGAGCCGAGGCCACGGCCUAUAUCUCUACAAAGCAAGCAUUCGGCCGUGCCGGGUACGUUAAUGAGGAAUUGGGUGCCGGCGUUCCUGAUCCUGGUGCCAUGGCUGCUGCGUUCUGGAUUCAGGCUAUCGCUGACACGGUGGCUCAAGUUCAGCUUGAGGUCGACGUACUAACAACACAAUAA
Messenger RNA from Peronospora farinosa, 1794 nucleotides. The record is from the annotation of a GenBank genome assembly. Lineage: Eukaryota; Oomycota; Peronosporomycetes; Peronosporales; Peronosporaceae.